Messenger RNA from Oxyura jamaicensis (ruddy duck), 3295 nucleotides. RefSeq names its product RIB43A domain with coiled-coils 2 (gene RIBC2). The record is from RefSeq and is a predicted model, not a curated record. The transcript is spliced from 7 exons. Bases 71 to 1219 code for a protein of 382 amino acids. NCBI's taxonomy places the organism in Eukaryota, Metazoa, Chordata, Aves, Anseriformes, Anatidae.
UUAACGGGUGGGGCUUCGGUUCCCCUAGCGACCCGCUGUGUUGUUGCUGCCGCCGCCUGUGCCCGGCGCUAUGAGCGGCCUGGGGCUGGGUCGGGUGGCGGAUGAGGCUGCGGCGGCCGCCGCCCUGGAGCGACGACGGCAGCGGGAGCUGCAGCGGCAGAGCCGCGUCUUCAACGCGCGGUUCCGGACCAUAGGGGUUGAUAAAGAUGCAUUGGAUGCCCAGAUCAAAGACAGGAAAAUUCAAGAAGCAGCUGAAAAAGCACGAAAUGAAGAACUUGCUAAUGAAAUUAAGCAAAAUGACAAGAUAAUGUGUAUAUUAGAAGAACAACAGAAAUACGGUAUCAGAAACAUAAAUAAGGCUGUGAGUGACUUUCAGAAGAAUUUUCAGAAGCCAGAAACAAGACAUGAAUUUGACUUGUCUGAUCCCCAAGCCCUAAAGAAGGAUAGACCUGCUCGACUUUCAGACUAUGAUCCUCGAUGUACUGUAUCUGGCUUGCAGAAGUUUAUGGGUGAAGACUUAAACUAUUCUCUGAGGAUGAAAUUUCAAAAGGAGCAGUUAAGAGAGUGGUCUCUUCAGCAACAGAGAGACUGGAAGAAUACACUAGCUGAUAAAAAAAUUUUAGAUGAUCUUCAUGACAAGAAUAGGAUUGAACUUGACCGAAAGACUAUGGAGCAACAACGAACAGAAGAAGAAACCCGUCGUGCUGUCUGUGCAGCUACUAAAGAAUUCAACAGAAAACAAGCUGCUGAACUAGCUGAGAGAAAGAAGCUGGAAAAACAUCAAAAAAUGAAAGAUGACAUGGAUGAGAUUUUCAGCCUCCUUCAGGGAGACUUACUUUCUGAAAACCCUGAGCAAGCCAUCAGUUCCUUUGGUAGGCAUCGUGUGAUUACAGAUCGGUGGAAGGGAAUGAAUCAGGAUCAGCUGAUGGCAAUCCGUUCAUCUCAACAGCAACAAGUUCUGGAGAAGAUGAGACUAAAAGAGGAAGAACACAGGAGAGAUGCUGAAUGGGAUAGGCAAAGUAUACUGGCUGCAAGAGCAUGGUUGAUUUUAGAGCAGCAUCAACAACGGCAGAGUUGGGAACGCAGCCAAGCUCUGGAUAGCAUAAAUGCAGAGCUAUCCCAAGAGCAAAAAUCAAAGAAAAUUUAUCUUAAAGAAGAAGAAUAUUCAAAUGUCCCAACAAGCCAGUACUUUGCACAGUUUAAUACAACCAGUCGAUGACAUCCUAGAUACAUCAAUCUGAAAUAUAUAGAAGUAUGUAGACUUAUUAAAUUUUUUAACUGAGCAGUCCUUCUUCAUGUUGCUGCUGCUGCUCUUUAUUUUUAUGUACUCCCUAUGCUGCUUAAACAGUGCACUUGAACUAGAGGACAGCCUGUUAGGCUACAUUUGUGCCAGGAAGAGGAAAACACUAAUAAUUUUUAAACAAUAUUGUUUUUCUAAAAAGUUAUAGUUGAUUCUGUAAUUAGGUUGUUUGACCAUUGUGUCUGAGGCUUAACUGUAAUACUUGCUAUAUCUAUGUAUUUAGAAAUUUUUGGAAUUUCUGGAAAGAAAUCACAAUUUAAAAUGUAAUGUUACUUGAGGCAGCAUGGUCAGAGAGAAUGGUGCCUGACAUAGAUCAUAGAGAUCACAGGUGACAGAAACUUAGCCACAUUUUAUGGGAGGGAAGAAAGAUGGCUUAGGUAGAAAGUUGUAGGGCUUUUGUUUUGUUUUGUUUUGUUUUAAAUUGGAAAAAAAAUGAAAUGAGGAAGAAAUGGACAAGGUGAUCAGAAGUGCAGAGGACAAGGUGAUCCUGAAUAGCAGAAACAAGAAGAAAAAAUGUGUAUGUUUACCUAGGUGAUUAUAGCAGUGAGGUAUGUCACAGAAAUGUAAUGAAUUACAUUAAGUGGGGGAAAGUAUUUCUACAUACACCAUCACUCAUUAGAUAUAAUGGAGAAAACUAAGGGGCAAUGUGCUUGUAAGGGAAAGUGUAGGGAGAGCUUAAAUUGUGAAGAAAGAGUGGGGGGAAGUAGGCAUGCACCAAACAAAACCAAGGAGUAAAAGUUCUCUGUGUGUAGGGUAAUUCAUGGAAACAAUUUGUUUGCCUUAUGGUUAAAUAAUUGUCUUACUGAUUGAAGAGCCAGGCACUGGUAUUUGAAAAAUGGGGAAGUGAAACACAUGGGAAGAAUAUAUGGAGAUGCAAGGUAAGUAACUACAUAAGAUAAAUGGAUAUGGAAAUAUCCAAAAAAAUGAAAUACAUGAGGGGAAGAGAUGAUGUGCAAAAGACUGGAAAGAGAAUUAGAAGUCAAUGAUCUAAAGUAGUAGAAAGAAUGAAAGACAGACAGAUAGUCAGAUGAACAUUUAAGACCAUUAAGAGAUUGUGUGUUCUAAAUAAAAACAGAGGCUGUUUAUGAGAGUUAGUCUUGAAAUAAGUAUGUGUAGCUUGCAUGAAUCUUGGGGUAGAAGCAUCCUGAUGAUAUUGGCACAGAGUCCACUGAUUCUUCUUUGUAUCAAGAUAAGUGAUAACUUCAAAUUCUGGUGAAACAGGUUGAAGAUGACUCCACCAUGCUAAUUAGGAAAGAUGUUUAAAGAAACUGAGUCAGAGAUAAACUCUCAUCUUUGUGAAAAUACUAUCUACCAAGGUUCUCAAGGUAGAUAGUAUUAGAAGGAUUUUGAGAUGUUUAAGGAAGCAUUCCUUGAAAGGACUCCUCAAACAGGUCUGUUUGCUUAGCUGAAAUUGUGGCCCCAUGGGAUCAGGCUAAUACAACUAUUUACUGUUUUGAGUCAUGCAAUAACAGUAGUUGGGAAAAGUCUGUUGUGUUUAAUCCCACUAGGUAGAGAGGUGAAAGAAAAUCAAGUAUAACAAGGAAAUGAGUAAAGAAAUGUCUCAGUACACAAUAACCCAUAGCAAGAAGAAAUGUCCUCAUGUUAGUUUAUUAAAACAACUGAAACUAAUUGUGAUAUAGAUAGAAAUGAGACAGAAAAGGGGUGUGGCUAGAAAACAGGAACUGAAAAUGUGCUAUUCAGGAAAGUUGGUAGAUGAGGGGGAACACACUGCACUGUUAAUGAUGAGAUUGACGUAUAAGAUUUAAGAAGGGAUGGGGUGUUCAAGAGAUGCUAAUAUGACAGCAUUUGAAAAUUCAUUUGUCAGGCUGGGUUUCAGACAUGGCUAGCUAUCUUUGUAUUAUUACCAAGUACUGUAGCGUAUUAAGUUACCAAACCAGGGAGUUGAUCUGGUUGUUUUAAAAUAGAAAGGCCACCAAAUGGGGUGGGAGGCCAAGACAAUAGUUUUCAUUUAACUAAAGUUUUUUCUUGAUCUGU